AGGCAGGUUGAGAGCAGCAGAGGCACAGAGUCCAGCCUUGGUCCCCAGGCAGCCAGCUCGCCCGCCGCCCGUCUCUCUGUCCCCAGAGCCAUGGAGAGAGCCAGUCUGAUCCAGAAGGCCAAGCUGGCCGAGCAGGCUGAGCGCUACGAGGACAUGGCGGCCUUCAUGAAGGGCGCGGUGGAAAAGGGCGAGGAGCUCUCCUGUGAAGAGCGAAACCUGCUCUCGGUGGCCUACAAGAACGUGGUGGGCGGCCAGAGGGCGGCCUGGAGGGUCCUGUCCAGCAUCGAGCAGAAGAGCACGGAGGAGGGCUCGGAAGAGAAGGGCCCGGAGGUGCGCGAGUACCGGGAGAAGGUGGAGAAGGAGCUCCGCGGCGUGUGCGACACGGUGCUGGGGCUGCUGGACUCCCACCUCAUCAAGGAGGCAGGCGAGGCCGAGAGCCGCGUCUUCUACCUGAAGAUGAAGGGCGACUACUACCGCUACCUGGCCGAGGUGGCCACCGGCGACGACAAGAAGCGCAUCAUCGACUCGGCCCGCUCCGCCUACCAGGAGGCCAUGGACAUCAGCAAGAAGGAGAUGCCGCCCACCAACCCCAUCCGCCUGGGCCUGGCCCUGAACUUCUCUGUCUUCCACUACGAGAUCGCCAACAGCCCCGAGGAGGCCAUCACGCUGGCCAAGACCACUUUCGACGAGGCCAUGGCGGACCUGCACACCCUCAGCGAGGACUCCUACAAGGACAGCACCCUCAUCAUGCAGCUGCUGCGAGACAACCUGACGCUCUGGACAGCCGACAACGCCGGCGAAGAGGGCGUGGAGGCUCCCGAGGAGCCCCAGAGCUGA
Lepus europaeus (European hare) is the source of this 837-nucleotide messenger RNA. RefSeq names its product stratifin (gene SFN). Gene Ontology annotation, biological process: signal transduction. Bases 91 to 837 code for a protein of 248 amino acids. The record is from RefSeq and is a predicted model, not a curated record. The transcript has a single exon. Lineage: Eukaryota; Metazoa; Chordata; Mammalia; Lagomorpha; Leporidae. Gene Ontology annotation, molecular function: protein kinase binding. Gene Ontology annotation, cellular component: cytoplasm.